CGAGAAAUUAGAUUAUGGUUAUCCUUGGACCAUGAGAAUGUCUUAAAAAUGCACGGAAUAUUGACUCGCGAUGACAACCCAUUUCCAUGUCUGGUUUCGGAUUAUAUGGAAAAUGAAACGGCCGACAGGUAUCUUUGUAAACCAGGGACAAACCUAAUACACAUGAUAUGCGAUAUCGCCAAAGGAUUAUCGUAUAUACAUAGUAGAGAUAUUGCUCAUGGAGACAUAAAAGCAAACAAUGUAUUGGUCAGUUCCGAUGGUCGUGGACGAAUUGGUGACUUCGGUCUUUCACGAAUGCUUGGGAAUAAUGGUCUCGCGCUUGAGGUAACCUCCAGUGAUUGCCAGAGGUGCAACCGCUGGAUGGCUGUCGAGUAUGCAUCGUUCGACACGGAAGGGAAGGCCCCUUCGGGACCCACCAAGCCAGGCGAUGUUUGGAGUUUUGGAUGCACAAUUUUGGUGAGCCGUUGCCAAAGAACAUAUAGUUUCCUCACUUAA
Messenger RNA from Fomitiporia mediterranea MF3/22, 495 nucleotides. Its product is annotated as kinase-like protein. The record is from RefSeq and is a predicted model, not a curated record. NCBI's taxonomy places the organism in Eukaryota, Fungi, Basidiomycota, Agaricomycetes, Hymenochaetales, Hymenochaetaceae. The transcript is spliced from 3 exons. Gene Ontology annotation, biological process: protein phosphorylation. The annotation marks the transcript as partial. Gene Ontology annotation, molecular function: protein kinase activity; ATP binding.